Messenger RNA from Apus apus (common swift), 4683 nucleotides. It is a transcript of the gene CASP8, whose product is annotated as caspase 8. Gene Ontology annotation, biological process: proteolysis; apoptotic process; regulation of apoptotic process. Gene Ontology annotation, molecular function: protein binding; cysteine-type endopeptidase activity. The record is from RefSeq and is a predicted model, not a curated record. The coding region runs from base 2308 to 3699 and encodes 463 amino acids. The transcript has 8 exons. NCBI's taxonomy places the organism in Eukaryota, Metazoa, Chordata, Aves, Apodiformes, Apodidae.
ACACUGGCAAUAAUGUUGAACUUGUUUUGCAGGAUCUUAUUUUAAAUUUUUUGUUUGGUAUACAGAAAACACUAUCUUAUUAUCUUGCUUUCUCUGUAGAGAAUUCUGCCUGGGUAGUCUCCAGUUAAAUCAUAGAUAGGUAAAGGCAAUCAGAAGAGUCUAAGCAGGCUUCUGCCUUGAGUUCCUUGGGGAGAGGGAUCCACACUUGUGAAGUGUAGAAGACUGGUAAACUCUCCCUCUCUCAUAAUACCGUUUGUUCAAACACAGUUUACAUCACCCCAGUUUAUACUAUUUAGUGUAAAUAUUUUGCCUGUGUAUGUUAGGGGUUCUGUUUAUAUUGCUGCACACUAAUACUUGGCUGCAGGCAGUGAUACUCUUGUCAGCACAAGCCCGAAGGCAGGGUAGGCUUAGCACUGCAACAGUGGCUGCCAUUCUGCAAGGUUGUUGCUCAUGUUUCUGCAAGAUCCCCGCAUUAUUGUGUAUGGUGUGUUGUGAGACAGCAUUUUGAAAGUCUUGGAGUGGUUGGGUUUUAUACAACUUAAGAUAUUUAAUCACUCCUUGCUGUCCACACCAUGUGCCUUCAGUGUAACUCUAAUAAUACAGAGCUGUGCCAGAAAUAAAUCAACCUAAACCAAGCAAAGCUCUUCUAUUUCUGUUGAGGCUUACUAAUGAAAAACAGAAGCAUAUGCACAUGUGCAAUGUCUCCACCUACAGAAAUAAGAAUAUUUGUGACUUGUGCAACCCUGUGUGAGAAACGUUUGUCGCGCCAAUGAGCAGGCCCACACAGAUCCUUCAGCGAAGCACAGUUUAUUUACAUCCUUGCAAGAAUGGGUGACCUAAGCAAGUAGGCACACCUAUAGCAAGGUGAAUAACGGUUUAUAUUCCCUAUUCCCGACACAAAAUUCCCUCCCCUGUUUCCCCACUGGCUGAGUACUCCAGGGUUUACAGCCUAUCCGACGCUUCAAAUUAUCCUAUAAAUUUCCCGCCCCUGUUUACACAUUCCAUUCUAGCAGUUUACUUUUUACGUUUUAAGGUAAAUUUUUGACCUUUCUUGCCCCCUUGGCUGUCUUCCCAAUUAACAAUCUACUGGUGUCAUCCUGCCCUGAGGAGCAACAUAGAAGUAGCUUUGUUCGGCCUUAUCUUGGGCCAUAAAUCCUUCUCCAUGUUCAGAUUCCCCAGAUGGAGCCCAAUUAAGUCCCUCAGUUUCCUGGCCCAUAAACCACUCCAGGUGUCAUUGGAAUGUGUAGAUAUCUCUCAAACAAACAAUUAUAUUCCUAACACUAAAAUAUAUAUUCCUAUAUGUGGUCCUAAUAUAAAUGUGGUCAAACAAACUAUAUCUUCCUAACACUAGAAUAUAUAUAUAUAUGUGAACCAAACCAAACACUACCUUUCUAACACUAGAAUACAAAAUCAACACUACCAUUCAUUUCUAACACCUGUUUAGACUGAUUUAAGUGGAACUAGUGUAAAAAGAGUCUUUCUUUUGGGGAAGUUGGUAUCAUGGGAAGAUCAUGGUCUUCAAGUGGGAUUUGUAACAUCCACAAGUCUCUGGUAUCCCAACCCUCCUGGCUGACAGGUUUCGUGAACAAGCUGUAUAUCCUCCCUUGUGCCAGUAGAGGCAAGAGUCACAACAGUUGCUGAUUAGUCAGUAGCCUCAGCAUUUUAGCUUCCUCAAGAUCAGCCUUUCUGGAAGGGAUGAAUUUUUGGCAGACUACUGUACAAGGAAUAGAUUGGGUCACUGAUACAGUUCUAGAGGAAGCCAGAGGGACAAAAGCAGGAUGCAGGGGAGCCGAGGGAAAUUGGACAGGCUGUAACUUAACAGAAGGACAGGAACAUUUUGGGGAAGGGCAAGAGAGGAAGAAAUAGGAAGUGAAACAGUAAAGACAAAGAGGAAGAACAGUGCCAGGAGGGCUGGUCCUUGACACUGCUGCAUGAUGGGAGAAACCUCUAUCUGGAAAGAGUGAAGCUGGGCUUGGUCUAUCUGCAAAUAUUUUUCACACAGUGUUGACCACAGCAUUCUUCUUCUUUCAAACUGCAGGCUGAGUCUUGAGUCAGUUAAGACAUGGAAGAGUUGAUGCAGGGAGAGAGACACUGAGGCAUGGGAUGAUGUGGAGACAGAACCAUUUUGGACCCGAAGAUCAGGCAGUGCUUGUGAUGUGCCUCUGUGCUGUUCACAGCCUUUGGAUAAAAGGACAACUCAUGCCAGUGAAGAACGUCGGACACAUUUUCUGAACUGUUGCUAGUGUGUGCCUUGUGGAAGGAAUUUGUAUGCCUCAUUCUGUUGAAGGAUUCAAAUCCUGAUGUGAAAUGAGUACAGACUUCCACAAACUCCUUUUUGACAUUUCUGAGGCUUUGAUCCCAGAUGAACUAUCAGCUCUGAAGUUUCUCAGCAUGGAGUACAUCCCCAUGAGGAAGCUGGAAGCCAUCCAAGAGCCCAAGGCCUUCUUUGAAACGCUGUGGGAGAAAGACAUGAUUGAGGCAGGGAACCUGGCCUUCCUGCGGGAGCUGCUCUACCGGAUCAAUCGGAUGGACCUUCUGGUUGCCCACCUGGGCUCCAGUCGAGAGGAGAUGGAGAGAGAUCUUCAGAUCCCAGGCAGAGCAAAGGUGUCUGCCUACAGGCAACUGCUAUAUGUAAUUGCAGAAGACUUAACUCCAGAUGAUGUCAAGAGUGUGAAAUUCCUACUCCAAAAAAAGAUACCAAAGAACAAGCUCCAGGAUAAUGCUUCAAUGCUGAAGGUCUUGCUAGAAAUGGAAAGAAAAGGGUUCAUUAAAGAAGAUGACCUGGUAAUGCUGAAAGAUAUAUUAAAGGGAAUUAGAGCUGACUUAAAGAAAAAGAUUGAUACCUAUGAAGAAAAAAAAAAAGAAAAUUAUUCUAAGGAAAAACCCCACUUUCCAGUGUCUGUGCCUCCAGGAGUACAAGAAGCAGAGGGGGAAACACCACACCUGCUUAUGGAAUCAUAUAAGAUGAAAAAUAACCCCCAUGGUUACUGUGUGAUUCUUAACAACUACAUUUUUAAAAAUCCAUGUGAAACCAGAGAAGGAACAUUGAAAGAUGGAGAGGCCGUCAAGAGGGUCUUUAAAUGGCUUCAGUUUGAGACAGUUGAGCACAUGGAUCUAGAAGCAAAGCAGAUGUAUGCAAAAGUUAAAGAAUACAGCAAAAAAGAUCAUAGUAACAUGGACUGUUUCGUUUGCUUCAUUUUUUCCCAUGGCGAAAAAGACAAAAUAAAAGGCGUUGAUAGUGAGUUUGUAAAUAUUAAAGACUUAGUUUCCUGCUUCAGUGGAUCUAAUUGUCCUUCUCUUGCUGGCAAACCCAAGCUGUUUUUCAUCCAGGCUUGCCAAGGCUCUGAAGGUCAUCCAGCUGUCACAGUAGAAGAUGACUUUUCUGGCCAUCUUGAGGCAGAUGCUAUCCCUAUGAUUUCCAUUCCUGAUCAGGCUGAUAUUCUGGUUGGCAUGGCUACAGUGGAAGACUAUGAGUGCUACCGCUGUAAAAAGACUGGCAGUAUUUACGUUCAGUGCCUCUGUGACAAGAUGGAGUUGCUUUGCCCACUCCACAAGGAUCUCUUAACCAUCCUGACAGAAGUGAACAAGGAAGUGGGAGGAAGAGUAUUAGAUGGACGGAAACAGAUGCCAAAGAUAACAUCAACCCUACGGAAGCAAUUGAUCUUCCAAAUUCCGCAAUGUCAGUCAACUGAAAAGUAGAAAACCAGUAAUACACUAAAUUAGGAAUCACAAUGGGAAUGGGCUUCCACAAGGAAGAGAGUUUGCAAGAGAAAUUAUCUGGAUCUGUGUAAUUAGACCCGUCCUUCAAGGACCUAAAUUUUCCAGUUCCUGUGUUUAAUUAGUCUCCUGGCACCUGAAUCUGGUAAGGCUGCAGAAGACUACAAAUCUGGCUUUCUGCUCUGCAGGAGCAGUGGAGUCUGUUCAGUCUGGGUUUCAAGUGAGGAGGCACUUCCAAACAGUAUGAUUUUUAAGAGUUAUUGGAAAUGCAGUGGAAGUCCCAUUUCUAUCCAACUUGUUAUAAGUCCAUGAAACAUGAAGAAAAGAACAGAUAGAUUCAGAAUGCUAGAUCCCUUUCCAGGGCGUGCAUGUAAGAUUGUAACUUAUAUACCUAAAGGUGAGUCAUUGGCUGUCUCUGUCUGGAAGCUGCAUAAUUUUUUCAUGGAAAAUAAAAUCCCUGUUCAGAAGGACCAAAAAAAGGUUAUGAUAAUACAAGGUUGGUUCUUUUCCUCCAAAUAUUUGGUUUGCUUUAUGUCAUUAAUUUACUUGGAUCAACAGCACUGCUGUUUAGGUUUUUAAUAGCAAAGGUUCUAAUUGUGUUUUUUUUUCUCAGAGCUCACAGGGGAACAGUCUGUUUUGAAUGGCUGUCCACCACUGGAAGAAAGGUCCCAUUCCAUUGGAUCCCCUACUCUGAGAUGCCAUCUCCUCCUGGCAGCUAACUGUAGAUCCUAUGGACUCCUGUUUCUGUUGUAAUAAAUGCUCUUGAUUUUUACAUCACUUUUGUUUGUGGUGUUUUUCUCUUUCAGAUUAGUUGACUGAAGGACAGUCAGCAUGCCAAAUGCAUCAGAAGAAGAUAUUUCCCUCUCGUUGCAGUAUUUGAUGGCACCUAACCCCUUGGGGUUAGCAUACUGAUAUCCCUUCAUUAGCAGCUGGAGUGAUGGUAGGAAAGAAUAAAUUUAAGUUCAA